UGUGUGUUUAGUUAGCUGGCACGAUACACUUCCCCAGGGUUGUGUUUCCUUUUUCCUGAGAUUUGGCUAAGGGUAAAGGGUCGGAGUCACAUGGAUUGAAGCAUUUGAUUGAUGUCCAAGUCACCGCUGUGACUGCCGGAGCCGCCUCCCCUCGGGUUGGGGCCGCGUGAGGCCAGAGCGGCGGGCCGGGCCGGGAUCCGGCUCUCCCGGGAGUGUCCUGCUCCGAGUCCCGCGCCUCCCGCGCGCGUGUCGCAGCUCGAGCAGCCUCCUCUGCCCACGCCCCGGCCUCGGGCCAACAUGUGAAGCUGCGCGUCCCGCUCGGACUCCGCGGAGGCGGCAACUUUGCGGGCAGCAGAGGCGGCAGCAGGCGCGGGGCAGCGCACUUGCCCCCAGCCCCGCGCCCGACCGGCCACCAUGAGCGACGAGAGUGCCAAGGACGCGGACAAGCAGCUUCGUCUGCGCGUGUGCGUGCUCAGUGAGCUGCAGAAGACCGAGCGCGACUACGUGGGCACGCUGGAGUUCCUGGUGUCGGCCUUCUUGCACCGAAUGAACCAGUGUGCAGCAGCAAAGGUUGACAAGAAUGUGACAGAGGAAACGGUGAAGAUGCUGUUCUCCAAUAUCGAGGAGAUCCUUGCUGUCCAUAAGGAGUUCCUGAAAGUUGUAGAAGAAUGCUUGCACCCUGAGCCCAACGCCCAGCAGGAAGUGGGAACCUGCUUUCUUCACUUUAAAGACAAGUUUCGUAUCUACGAUGAGUAUUGCAGCAACCAUGAAAAGGCACAAAAGCUGCUUCUUGAACUGAACAAAAUAAGAACAAUCCGGACGUUUCUUUUAAACUGCAUGCUGCUGGGAGGACGGAAGAACACAGACGUUCCCCUGGAAGGGUACUUAGUGACCCCAAUACAAAGAAUAUGCAAGUACCCUCUCCUCUUGAAGGAAUUACUGAAGCGGACUCCACGGAAACACGGUGACUACACAGCAUUGAUGGAAGCCCUCCAAGCCAUGAAAGCUGUCUGUUCCAACAUAAACGAGGCCAAGAGACAGAUGGAGAAACUGGAAGCUUUGGAAGAGUGGCAGUCACACAUUGAAGGCUGGGAGGGAUCCAACAUUACCGACACCUGCACAGAGAUGCUGAUGUGGGGAGUCUUAAUGAAAAUUUCUUCUGGAAAUAUUCAAGAACGGGUGUUUUUUCUCUUUGAUAAUCUGUUGGUAUACUGCAAAAGAAAACACAGACGGCUGAAGAAUAGCAAGGCAUCCACAGAUGGACAUCGGUACAUUUUUCGAGGUCGGAUCAAUACUGAGGUGAUGGAAGUGGAAAAUGUGGAUGAUGGCACAGCGGAUUUUCACAGCAGUGGGCACAUUGUUAUGAAUGGGUGGAAGAUACAUAACACAGCAAAAAAUAAAUGGUUUGUGUGCAUGGCCAAAAGCGCCGAAGAAAAGCAUGAAUGGUUUGAAGCUAUUUUGAAAGAAAGAGAACGCCGGAAAGGCUUAAAAUUGGGCAUGGAGCAAGACACCUGGGUAAUGAUCUCUGAGCAGGGUGAGAAAUUGUAUAAAAUGAUGUGCCAACAGGGAAAUCUGAUCAAAGACAGAAAAAGAAAACUGACUACGUUCCCCAAGUGCUUCCUUGGAAGUGAAUUUGUGUCAUGGCUUCUGGAAAUUGGGGAGAUUCACAGGCCUGAAGAAGGUGUUCACCUGGGACAAGCAUUGUUAGAAAAUGGGAUCAUCCACCAUGUUACUGACAAGCAUCAGUUCAAGCCAGAGCAGACGCUGUAUAGAUUCCGCUAUGACGACGGCACAUUUUACCCCAGGAGUGAGAUGCAGGACGUGAUUUCAAAGGGCGUAAGGCUGUAUUGUCGUCUUCACAGUUUGUUUACCCCAGUGGUCAGAGAUAAAGAUUACCAUUUAAGGACCUACAAAUCUGUGGUCAUGGCUAACAAACUGAUAGACUGGUUAAUUGCACAGGGUGAUUGCCAUACCAGGGAAGAGGCAAUGAUAUUUGCUGUCGGACUCUGUGACAAUGGAUUUAUGCACCAUGUCCUUGAGAAAAGCGAAUUCAAAGAUGAGCCUCUACUUUUCCGCUUCUUUGCCGACGAGGAAAUGGAAGGAUCAAAUAUGAAACACAGGCUGAUGAAACAUGACUUGAAAGUUGUGGAGAACGUCAUCGCGAAGUCACUGUUGAUUAAAUCCAAUGAAGGCAGCUAUGGCUUUGGACUGGAAGACAAAAAUAAAGUUCCAAUCAUAAAGUCAGUGGAAAAGGGGUCUAAUGCUGAGAUGGCCGGCAUGGAAGUUGGGAAGAAGAUCUUUGCUAUUAAUGGUGACCUGGUUUUCCUGAGACCUUUCUCUGAAGUCGAUUGCUUUCUGAAAUCAUGCUUAAACAGCAAAAAGCCUCUGCGAGUCCUCGUGAGCACAAAGCCAAGGGAGACAGUUAAAAUCCCAGAUUCUGCAGACGGGCUGGGUUUCCAGAUCAGAGGCUUUGGCCCUUCCGUGGUGCACGCGGUGGGAAGAGGUACUGUGGCCGCAGCGGCUGGCCUUCACCCAGGACAGUGUAUUAUCAAAGUCAACGGAAUCAAUGUCAGCAAAGAGACACACGCCAGUGUCAUCGCACACGUCACAGCCUGCCGGAAGUUCAGGCGGCCAAUGAAGCAAGAUUCCAUACAGUGGGUUUAUGAUAGUCUUGAAAGUGCUCAUGAAGACCUGCACAAGUCCCACUUGAAACCCUCUGGAGACGAGGCAGGGGAAGCUUUUGACUGCAAAGUAGAAGAGGUCAUCGACAAGUUCAACACCAUGGCCAUUAUCGACGGCAAGAAGGAGCACGUGAGCCUGACAGUGGACAAUGUCCACCUCGAGUAUGGGGUUGUGUACGAAUACGACAGCACAGCAGGCACCAAGUGCAACGUCGUGGAGAAGAUGGUGGAGCCCAAAGGCUUCUUCAGCCUCACUGCCAAGAUUCUGGAAGCUUUAGCAAAAAGUGAUGAUCAUUUUGUGCACAACUGCACCAGCCUUAAUUCUUUGAAUGAUGUGAUACCCACUGACCUUCAAAAUAAAUUCAGCACCAUGUGCCAUGAAAGAGUGGAACACGUAUGUCACAGAAUAUCCAGUUAUAGGAAGUUCUCUCGGGUGCUGAAGAACAGAGCCUGGCCCACCUUUAAGCAGGCCAAAUCCAAGAUCUCCCCACUGCACAGCAGCGACUUCUGCCCGACCAACUGCCAUGUCAACGUGAUGGAAGUUUCUUAUCCUAAAACAUCAACUUCCCUGGGGAGUGCCUUCGGAGUUCAGCUGGAUAGUAGGAAACAUAACUCUCAUGAUAGAGAAAAUAAAUCUUCGGAGCCUGGGAAACUGAGCCCCAUGGUCUACAUUCAACACACAAUCACAACCAUGGCAGCCCCUUCGGGCCUGUCUCUGGGACACAAAGAUGGCCAUGGACUGCGAUAUUUAUUGAAAGAAGAAGACUUAGAAACUCAAGACAUCUAUCACAAACUGCUCGGCAAACUCCAGGCUGCACUGAAGGAGGUGGAGAUGAGCGUUUGUCAAAUAGACGACCUUCUGUCUUCAAUAACGUAUUCCCCUAAGUUGGAGCGCAAGACAACAGAGGGUGUGCUACCACCCGACAGCGACAACGACAAAGGAGAGAGAAACAGCAAACGCGUCUGCUUCAACAUAGCAGGGGAUGAGCAAGAGGACUCAGGCCACGAUACCGUCAGCAACAGAGACUCCUACAGUGACUGCAAUAGCAACAGGAACUCGAUUGCCUCCUUCACAAGUAUCUGCAGCAGCCAGUGCAGCUCCUACUUCCACAGUGAUGAGAUGGACUCAGGUGAUGAACUUCCUAUCAGCAUCCGGAUAUCUCAUGAUAAACAGGACAAGAUCCACACUUGCCUGGAGCAGCUUUUCAGCCAGAUGGACUCCAUAACCAACCUCUUGAAAGGGCAAGCUGUUGUGAGGGCCUUUGAUCAAACCAAGCAUCUCACACCAGGUCGAGGAUUACAAGAAUUCCAGCAGGAAAUGGAGGCAAAGCUGAGUUGCCCUAAAAGACUAAGACUUCACCUCAAACAGGACCCCUGGAAUCUGCCCAACAGUGUCCGGGUGCUUGCCCAGAACAUCAGGAAGUUUGUUGAAGAGGUGAAAUGUCGGAUACUGCUGGCUCUCCUUGAAUACUCAGAUAGUGAAACCCAGCUCCGGAGAGACAUGGUUUUCUGCCAAAGUCUUGUGGCCACUGUCUGCGCCUUCUCUGAGCAGCUCAUGGCCGCCUUAAACCAGAUGUUUGACAACAGCAAGGAAAAUGAAAUGGAGACUUGGGAAGCCAGUAGAAGGUGGCUGGACCAGAUUGCAAAUGCAGGUGUCCUUUUCCACUUCCAGUCACUUCUGUCACCAAAUUUGAAAGAUGAACAAGCCAUGCUAGAGGAUACACUGGUAGCGCUAUUUGAUUUGGAAAAAGUUUCCUUUUUCUUCAAACCAUCAGAAGAGGAGCCCCUGGUUGCAAAUGUCCCUCUUACGUACCAAGUGGAAGGAAGCCGCCAGGCCCUGAAGGUUUACUUCUACAUUGAUAGCUACCAUUUUGAGCAACUGCCUCAACGGUUGAAGAAUGGAGGAGGCUUUAAAAUUCACCCUGUUCUCUUUUCACAAGCCUUGGAGAGCAUGGAAGGAUAUUGCUAUAGAGACAAUGUUUCCGUGGAACAGUUUCAAGCCCAGAUAAACGCCGCCUCCCUGGAAAAGGUCAGACAGUACAAUCAGAAGCUCAGGGCAUUCUACUUGGACAAGUCAAAUUCACCGCCAAACGCCACAUCCAAAGCUGCUUAUGUUGAUAAGCUCAUGAGGCCCCUGAAUGCGUUAGACGAGCUCUACCGGCUGGUCACCUCGUUUAUCAGAUCCAAACGCAUCGCUGCCUGUGUGAACACGCCUUGCGGGGCCUCCGGAGUCGGUCUGCUGUCGGUGUCCUCGGAGCUGUGCGACAGGCUCGGAGCCUGUCACAUCAUCAUGUGCAGCAGUGGUGUGCACAGGUGCACGCUGAGUGUGACGCUGGAGCAGGCCAUCACUCUAGCCAGAAGCCACGGGCUGCCUCCUCGAUAUAUUAUGCAGGCUACUGAUGUGAUGAGAAAACAGGGUGCAAGAGUUCAGAACACAGCAAAGAACUUAGGGGUUAGAGACCGGACUCCUCAAUCAGCUCCAAGGCUGUAUAAGUUGUGUGAGCCACCACCCCCAGCUGGAGAAGAAUAAGCGUUCCCAAAAGCCAAGCAGGUAGAAGCUUCCAGAUGCUGACCAAGUUAGUGUUCUCCACUGAAGAGAAAGAGAUGCAUAUUUAAGAUAUAACCCUGCCCCCCAUCCUGGUGUAAAUAACUGAUAUUUGGUUCCCUUUGGAUAUUUAUGUUGGAACUAGCAGUUCAUUCAGACGACCCAGCCUCACACUCUAUAUACUGACGUUACAGAUUCGUAUGAGGGCAAAACUCACUGCUGGAACUUAGAGGAAAAAUACACAGUGAUAAAAGAUAAACUGUUCUGGUCCCUUUCUCAUUCAUUAAUUAUAUUGUAUUUGUUUUUAACUUCCACACUGGGCACAUGUGAUACUUAACAGUUCUUCCUGAAGAAGUCUGUCACUAAAAAUGAUGGCCACACUCGGGAAGCCAGCAUACAGGAAUGUUAUGGACAGUGUCAAUCGGGAGACACAGGUUUCCGUCUCCUGCCUGUACCACACAGAAGUGCAUGUGUGGGAGGUAGGAAAUUACACACCUCCGCUUCUUCUAAGGCAUCUUGGUAGUGAAGAAAAAAAAUGAAGAUUCCUUGACUUCUUCCCUGUUGUUAAGACUGCUCUCUGUGUAAACAUUCCAGCAGGCAGGUGCUUCUGUAGAUCUCUGCAGUGAGCCCUGAAGAGCGGCUGACUCCAUUGAUGGCUGUGGGCAGGGAGCUGCCAGGAUUGGGGAAGGAGAGGACUGAGUGAGGAAGAAAAAAAAAAAUCUAUUUGGAAACUCAACCUUGAACUAAGACAAGUUUAAUUUUUGAAGUAUUCCUGUGAUAUGUCAGACACUUAAAAAUAUACCAUCAGGAGUAUUUUUCUAUAAAGUUGUAUGAAUAAGAUGUGAAAAAUAGAUGUAUUUCUUGUACUUUGAAGGGCCUUUAGCAAAGAACCUUGAUAAUUUAUGCAACUUAGGUAUAGACUGUAUUCAUUCUAAAGUAUAUGCAAUAAACAUUCUGUGUCGCUAUACUAAUAUUGUUUUUAUCACCAUGAGUUAGAUUAAUAUUGGUUUUAAAUAUAUAAUUUUAAAGAUAAUUAAAAUAUCCUCACUGUGAUUAUGA
Messenger RNA from Alexandromys fortis (reed vole), 6285 nucleotides. It is a transcript of the gene Prex2, whose product is annotated as phosphatidylinositol-3,4,5-trisphosphate dependent Rac exchange factor 2. The record is from RefSeq and is a predicted model, not a curated record. Gene Ontology annotation, biological process: positive regulation of GTPase activity; regulation of signaling; G protein-coupled receptor signaling pathway. Gene Ontology annotation, cellular component: plasma membrane. Bases 415 to 5211 code for a protein of 1598 amino acids. The transcript has 40 exons. Gene Ontology annotation, molecular function: guanyl-nucleotide exchange factor activity; GTPase activator activity; protein binding. Lineage: Eukaryota; Metazoa; Chordata; Mammalia; Rodentia; Cricetidae.